UCCUCUGUCUAACUUAACUCAUCAUUCUUUCGCAAUGGCUCUUAUCAACAGCAAGUUGGUUCUUUCGUUGACAAUUUCAGCUCUUAUGGUCAGUAGCUCAACAUUUGUAGCUGCAAGGGAAGUGCCAGCCACGAUUCAUCACCCAGGUCAUAACUUAGCAGCUCGGAUCAAUGCGGAUGACGGUGCUGGCAUGGUUGAAUGCUGGAAUGCACUAUAUGAGUUACGAUCUUGCACUAACGAGAUUAUACUUUUCUUCAUGGAUGGAGAGAUGUAUCUUGGUCUUGAAUGUUGUAGAGCUAUCCGUAUCAUAACUCGUGAAUGCUGGCCUUCUAUGCUUACUUCUGUGGGUUUUACUGCUGAAGAGGGCGACAUUUUACGUGGUUACUGUGAUGCUCCACACUCGGCUGCACCUCGUUCUUCACCCGUUGCCAUGCUUCCACCGGCACAUGCUCCUGCUCAGUCACCUAUCUCAGGACCAAGUACUGCCCCAUAGUGGUUGAAUAGAUAAUUUUCCUUUGAAGGACUAGUGCUUGAUCCUAUAUAUAUCGAUGUGUCCUUCAAUUGAGUUUUAUUAGUGUGUUAUCUAUUUGAGGUUAUGAGUAGUGAUUGUGUUUGUUUGAGUUUGUAGUGGU
This is a messenger RNA of Papaver somniferum (opium poppy), 632 nucleotides long. Its product is annotated as egg cell-secreted protein 1.2-like. Bases 35 to 493 code for a protein of 152 amino acids. Gene Ontology annotation, biological process: double fertilization forming a zygote and endosperm. The transcript has a single exon. Lineage: Eukaryota; Viridiplantae; Streptophyta; Magnoliopsida; Ranunculales; Papaveraceae. The record is from RefSeq and is a predicted model, not a curated record.